Molecule: messenger RNA, 1721 nt
Organism: Octodon degus (degu)
Lineage: Eukaryota; Metazoa; Chordata; Mammalia; Rodentia; Octodontidae
Gene: Tnfaip8
Product: TNF alpha induced protein 8
Exons: 2
Coding region: 145-738 (197 amino acids)
Biological process (GO): regulation of apoptotic process
Cellular component (GO): cytoplasm
Molecular function (GO): cysteine-type endopeptidase inhibitor activity involved in apoptotic process
Source: RefSeq, a predicted model, not a curated record
UUCCACUCCCCUCUCCUCCGCUCUCUGGUGGACUCCAGCCACUGCACCGUCUGGCUCCUGCAGGAUUUCCUCCCAGUCCCUGCCCCAGAGCGGCCGCCUUGCAUCUUGGGCGUCUCAGUUCCUGAGUGAGCACGCUCGGUGGCCAUGCGCUCCGACGAUGACGCCCGGGAAGUGGCCACAGAUGUCUUUAAUUCUAAAAACCUGGCCGUGCAGGCACAGAAGAAGAUCUUGGGUAAAAUGGUGUCCAAGUCCAUCGCCACCACCUUAAUUGAUGACACAAGUAGUGAGGUCCUGGAUGAGCUCUACAGAGUGACCAAGGAAUACACCCAGAACAAGAAGGAGGCGGAGAGGAUCAUCAAAAACCUCAUCAAAACGGUCAUCAAGCUGGCUAUUCUGUAUAGGAAUAACCAGUUUAAUCAAGAUGAGCUUGCGCUGAUGGAGAAAUUCAAGAAGAAAGUUCACCAACUUGCCAUGACCGUGGUCAGCUUCCAUCAGGUGGAGUACACCUUCGACCGGAAUGUGUUGUCCAAGCUGUUGAACGAGUGCAGGGAGAUGCUCCAUCAGAUCAUCCAGCGCCACCUCACCGCCAAGUCACACGGACGGGUUAAUAAUGUCUUUGAUCAUUUUUCAAAUUGUGAAUUUUUGGCUGCUUUGUAUAAUCCCUUUGGAAGUUUUAAACCUCACUUACAAAAACUUUGUGAUGGUAUCAACAAAAUGUUGGAUGAAGAGAACAUAUGAGCCAGUGCAGUAAGACUGUAACUGUGAUUUAUCUGAAGAUGGGACACUGCUGAUUCAUGAAGGAAAAAAGAAUUUUUUAAAGAUCACACAUAUUUCAGGAAGACAUUGCUCAAUUCAACCGUCAGACAUUAAUGGUAGUCCUUUUUAUGAGGCUUGUUUUAUUUGAAGAAAGACAUAUUGCCAAAAGUUCUGGUUAAAAGCUUCUUAAUGAGGACCAGAUUUGAGAAGGAUGAAUGCAAAUGUAGAGUUACUCGAAGGAAAAUAAGUGUGGCUCCAAACUUUAUGACUUUUUUAAAGAGCAAUUGUUGGUGGCUAAUAUGUACAAAGUUACCUAUUUUGAUUCAGUUUUGUUCCUUACUAUAUACAUGUACCUUUUUUUCAAAGCCAAGAGCUUUCUUUUGCUAUUAUUGCUUCUUUUGAAACAAUUCUAUAUUCAAGUUUACCCUAGAUGCUUUGUUAAAGGUUGUGUCAUUGAUAUUCAAGGAUUAUAUCUGAGGCAGUCACACUGAACCUCAGAAAACUGUAUUCUGAAAUCAAAACUGUGGAAAUGAAUGAUACUAGACAUUAUGAAUGUGUCCAGUAUAAUAACAUACUUUUGAAAUUGAGUGUUGCUUUGUAGUACCAACAGUGAUGCUUAAGUUCUCAAAACUGUAAUAGCAUCUCAUUGCCUUGAAAUGCUUGCCUUAGGGCUUACCCUUGACAUCCUAAAAAUGUGCUGAUAAAAUCUCCAUUGUUAACCUCUCUUUCAUGUGUAAGAGGCAAGAGAGAAAAUCUAGAUAAGUCUGAUAGGGGCACAACACAAGCAAGUAGAACUAAAAAGAUUCAAGAAUCUUUGUUUAGAGAUGAACCCAUCAAAAUAAUUCAGGAGAUUGAAGGAUCAAAGGGAAAAAUUUUGCUAAAGAACGUGACCAUGAAGAUAAAUGCAUUUCAAUGUUUUUUUUUUUGAAAGGUUUGAUAAAUAAAGAAUGCCACUUUUAUAUUUA